GUCAGCUGAAUUUAGAAUACAGCCGCGAUCGCCACUCACUUAACACUUAAUCGUCUGUCAGUCGCGUUGAUACAACCACGACUCACGAGUGUUUUGUUUACUUGAAAUUGUGUCCGCGUUGUGAAUUCGAGCGCCAGUCCCGGAAAAAGUAAAUGGUACAACCUAUAAAGGAUAUGGUGGUUCCUGAAAGUGAGUCAAGAGCAUACCAAUAUGACUACAAAAAAGAUUUCAGGACAGCUUUACCGCAAAUUAUAGCAGUCAGCGUAAAGAAUUUGUUGUUACUAAGUUAUGGAAUGACCCUCGGCUUUCCUACGAUAGUCAUCCCUGCAGUCAAGGAUCCUAUUGAAGGAGAAAAACUACAUUUACAGAACUCUGAAAUAUCGUGGAUCAGUUCCAUUAACCUUAUCGUGGUGCCCAUUGGAUGCGCAUUAUCUGGUCUCCUCACUUCGCCUCUCGGACGUCGAAGGGCCAUGCAAGUAGUGAAUGUGCCGUUCUUCAUAGCCUGGAUCAUAUUCUUCUAUUCUUCGUCUACUAGCCACUUGUACGCUGGCCUCUGCUUGACGGGCCUAGCGGGUGGACUUCUUGAGGCACCAGUCCUGACGUACGUGGCAGAGAUCACCCAGCCCCAUCUCCGUGGGAUGCUGUCAGCGACCAGCUCAAUGUGCAUCAUAAUAGGCGUCUUCACGCAAUUCCUGUUUGGCCUACUAUUCUACUGGAGGACUGUGGCGCUUGUCAAUAUUAUAUUUACGGUACUGGCUGUGAUUGCGUUGUUCUUUGUACCAGAAUCCCCGCACUGGCUGGUUUCUCGCAAACGACACGAUGAUGCAAGGAAGAGCUUACAAUGGCUUCGUGGUUGGAUUGGACCUAGCGCUGUUGAACAUGAGUUGAAGGAUAUACAAUCAUUAUUCAAGAAAAAGAAAGCUUCGGAUGACACAGAAGAUACAAUCUGCGAGAAGAUGUCAAUGUACAUGAAGAGGAGCUUUUUGGUGCCAUAUUUUCUUGUCUCAUACGCUUUUUUCGUCGGCCAUUUUAGCGGGAUGACUACGUUACAGACAUAUGCAGUGUCGAUAUUUCAGAUGCUAGAAGCGCCUAUUGAUAAGUACUACGCCACGCUUAUCCUAGGUAUCCUACAAAUUUUGGGCUGUGGAACAUGUGUGGUGCUGGUACACUACACGGGGAAGAGACCACUGACAUUCUUCUCAACAGCAUCUGCAGGUAUCUGCUGUUUGCUGGUCGCUGCUUAUGAUGGCUAUAUACGAACGCAUGAUGUGCUACAACCAACCGAAGUACUAGUGGUCGUCAACACGAGUACAGCCCUAAAUGCAACAGUUGAAACUGUUAUGAAAAACCCGUACUCUUGGAUGCCUACAACUCUACUUAUGUUGUUGGCGCUGGUAACUCACUCUGGAAUAAGACUUUUGCCGUGGAUUUUAAUUGGAGAAGUCUUUAGCGCAAAAACAAGAGCAGGAGGGGCGGGUUUAGCCAGUGCUAUUGGUUAUAUCUUCGGCUUCUUAACAAAUAAAAUGUAUAUAAGCAUGGUUGACACUCUCUCAAUAUGGGGUACAUACGGAUUCUAUGGUUUUGUUUGUCUUUCGGGUACGGCAGUAUUUUACUUUAUACUACCCGAAACGGAGGGGAAGAAACUACACGACAUAGAGAAUCAUUUUGCCGGUAUAACAAGACUGACAAAUCAAGUUCAUCGAUCUCAGAGGAAAAGUGACAUGGAAGUAGCAAAAUUGCGCGAACUGAAGGGUACAGCUAAUCCAACAUUUGAAGGAGACUGCACAAACUUGUAGAAUAAUCAAUGUUAUUGUAAUGCAUAAUAAUUUUAUACAAGUAAUAUUUUUAUUUUGGUGAAUUUGUUAUACCAAGUAAAUCUUGCCAUAUA
Molecule: messenger RNA, 1888 nt
Organism: Aricia agestis (brown argus)
Lineage: Eukaryota; Metazoa; Arthropoda; Insecta; Lepidoptera; Lycaenidae
Product: facilitated trehalose transporter Tret1-like
Exons: 14
Coding region: 153-1796 (547 amino acids)
Biological process (GO): transmembrane transport
Cellular component (GO): membrane
Molecular function (GO): transmembrane transporter activity
Source: RefSeq, a predicted model, not a curated record